Messenger RNA from Gadus chalcogrammus (walleye pollock), 2051 nucleotides. RefSeq lists its product as uncharacterized. The coding region runs from base 765 to 2051 and encodes 428 amino acids. The record is from RefSeq and is a predicted model, not a curated record. The transcript has 4 exons. NCBI's taxonomy places the organism in Eukaryota, Metazoa, Chordata, Actinopteri, Gadiformes, Gadidae.
ACGAAUGUGACGUCGCUUUUACAAAAUGCGGAUCCGAUUUCACAUUCGACCUGCAAUGGUUUAGCUUGGAUAAUAUCUCGUAUUAUACACAACGCACUUCAUAUGUAUAACUUAGAGCCGUCUGAGCUGAUGCAUUAGAUGAUAACGGAUACCCGACGCGGAAAAUAAGCGGUUUAAUAACAUAGUUAAUAAUACAGGGGAACCACUAGCUGUAGCUAGCAGGCUAAUCCUGUUGUACACGAGAAAAGGAAAGUGAAACAGAAAUCGCCUUACACUGGACUCUCCGGACACGUUCUGCAGUGAGACCCGUUUAUCAGGUUUGUGAGCACAUCUUUUAAGUCAUUCGCCUGAUAUCUGACCACAAUUUAAAGUAGAAUAAUGUGAUCCCAUGCCCGAAUGAAUGAUUUACUCGUCAUGUGGUGGUUCUAAUUAUUAGCUGUAAAGUUAUAGCAUUAACAUACUUGAGAUACAGGUACAUGCAAACCCUCAAUCAUGCAUGGCAUUUCAUUCUGGUUCUACCAGGAAAUAACAAACAUUAACUUGACAUGAACCCGUGAUCGAAGUAGAAGGCACAAAAGGGUGAACUAUGUAUCCUAUGUUGUAGUUAUCAACUUUAUAUCGUCAUGAUCCAGGUGUAUUCAGAGGAAUGCACUUCUUAAGUUCGGGCUGUAGUUAAGUUGGAGAACCGUCCAGAUGAUCCUCGGGGUCACCGGACUCAGGCUGUAGAUCCGGUGGACUCCCACACCUCGGGGCUUUCUAAUACGAUGGGGAGCUGUUGUUGUCAUGCCGAGACUCCCUGCGCAUCCCUGGAGGAGAAGAGCGGGUUGUUGGCUGGAAAGACCGCCGCGCCCCCUGAAACGGGAAUAGAAGGUGCUUUCCCGGACAGCCCGACCUCUGAUGGGAGGAAAGCCAGCAUGGGUGAGAUCAAAGAGGGGGAGAUGAAGGAGGAGCAGAUCAAAGCGGAGGAGAAGACAUCAGUGACGGCGCAGGUGAGACAGGGAGAAAACACUCCCAGCAUGCGGCAGGAGAACGGCGUGGUCCAGAAGGAGAGCGCGUGUACGGAAGACGUGGCCCCUCCCACCCGACAUCAGAGCAGCGCCGGUGGACCCCUGGACCCCCAGCUCCAGCCGCUGCCCGCCGCUGAAGCCCCAGAUGUGGCGGUGACGGGAACAGUCGUCGUGGCAACGCCAGAGAAGCAAAGCACAGCAUCGGUGGCGGAGGAGAGAUGUUCCCCCCCCAGCACUUCACAGGAAGUCACCGACGCACACUGUGAAGGAGAGCGGAGGAACUCUCCGGAGGGUCUCCGGAAGGAAGAAUCGCCAGAGUCCCUGCUUCCUGCUCUAGGGGGCUUCUCCCCCCCGAAGAUCUCAAACACACAGUUGCUCUCCCAGCCGCCUCCUUCCUCUCCCCAAACUCCAACCACCCGGGCUGUGAUACCAGAGCGGAAUUUGGAGGAGCACAGCUCCUCCCCAGACCUCCAGGUCUGUUCUCUGGAGCCCCAGGUCUGUGGGGAGGUGCCCGUCUGCAGUUUUGUGGAGCAGAUCCAUUCCCCGGCCCUCCAGGUCUGUGGUGACGGGUCCAGCCAUACUGUUCAAGGCCUCAGCAAUACUGUUCAUGACAGUUCCCUGGGGCCCCACUCUACUGGGCCCAGUGAUCUCCUGGAUCAAGAGACCGACUGCCCUGUGGACAGCAGGCAGAGCAAACCAACUCCUCUGGUGGAAGAUCUCCACUCUGACCUCCCGUCAGAGCUCAGGGCCACACCGACGGAGAUCAGGGCCUCACCGACGGAGCUCAGAGCCUCACCGAUGGAGCUCAGCGACCUCCCGUCGGAGCUCAGGGCCCCCAACGAGACCCUGGAGAAGCCCCCGGAGGAUGAACCCAGGCCCCUGGUCACCAGUCCUUCGGGGAGCUGGAUCGUGCGACCACCUGGGGGUGAACCAGGAUCAGUAUCAGCAGGAAGUGGUCGAUGCACAACAGGAAGCAGUUUGGAAAGGAGACGGGCAGGAGGAGGAGGAGGAGGCCGCCGGGCGGGGGAUGGGGGCUUCCAUUGA